GUCGCGCUAUCUGUCACGCGCUUGGCUUGUACAGUGUCCACUAGUCUAGUACUCACGAGAUCACCUGAGUGUCAGACAAGACUCCGCUCAGCCUCUGCUUAGAAACCUCAGACCAGGGUGGACGUGUUAAGAUGAGGCUGUCGCUCGCUUUUCGCCAUGCACAUCGGAGCCACGCCGGCAUACGACGAUCAGGAGCGGGUGUCAAAGUUUUAAACUCGGAGAACAGAUUCAUACCUGUUAAUAGCACGGUUUCUUAUCUACAGGCUCGGGAAGCAAGUUCGACCAGCGGUACGAGUGAAACGGUAUUGAGUUUUAAAAGUCAUCCACGAAAAAACGAUGGACCGUUGUAUGAAAGUGCUGUUGGUGGCCUUGUUCAGAGGAGCAGAGAGGAGCUUGAAGCUAUCAGAGAAACCAACCCAGGCCUCAAACCUACACUGGCUAUCAUACAGACUGGUGAAGAUGACCGUCUGCUGGAGGUGAAUAAGAAGAUGGCUGGAAAGAUCGGCUUGAAUGUUAUGCAGAUUUGUCUUUCACACCAGUGCAGAGAGGAAGAGGUGAUCGAGGAGAUCUUGAGAUUAAAUGAGGAUGCUCGUGUUCAUGGCAUUUUUUUGCACCUUCCUCAGUCCUUUCUCUCAAAAAGUGUCCGUAAUGCUAUCAAGCCACAGAAAGAUGUGGAUGGGGUCUCUGAUCUUAAUGUUGGCCGUGUGGUGCUGGGGGAUCAGAGAGAUGGCUUUGCCUCACCUGUAGCUGGAGCUGUGCUGGAAAUGCUUGCUAGGCAUGACGCCCCAUUGGUUGGAAAGAUGGCAGUGCUGCUGGGUCUUGAGGGACCCCUGAAGGCAACGCUUCAGUUUUUGCUGCAAAACAAUGGUGUGAUGGUGCAGACCUGCCAGUGGAGCUCAAAGCACUUGCAGAAACGGAUCAUGGAUUCGGAUGUGGUGGUAUUCUUAGAAACUGGCCACAAGGGUCUGCCACCCACUUGGUUAAGACCGGGGAUGGCAGUCAUUAACCUCAGCUCAGCCCUAAUGGAAGAGCAACCUGACAGUUGGGAGCACAGAGCUGAAGCUGAAGCUGAAUCUAGUGCUGGAGUUGGGUCUCUUAGUGCUGCGCUUAGAAUGCAGCAUGUAGUGAGGAGCAGCAGGAGGUGGACACAAGAACAGCAGUACCAGCCAUGGAGGCUCCGCCCACUAAAACUUCAACCCCUGUCACCUGUGCCUAGUGAUAUAGAGAUCUCCAGGGCACAGACUCCCAAACCCAUAUCCCAGCUGGCUCAGGAGAUUGGGCUGCUUCCAGAGGAGCUGGAGGCCUAUGGAAACACCAAAGCCAAAGUCCAUUUGUCCCUUCUCAACCGCCUCCAACAUCAGCAUAACGGCAAAUAUGUCCUGGUGGCAGGUAUAACUCCCACUCCUCUGGGUGAAGGGAAGAGUACAGUGACCAUAGGUCUUGUCCAGGCCCUCUCCGCUCAUCUCAAGCUCAACUCUUUCGCUUGCCUGCGACAGCCUUCCCAGGGCCCAACGUUUGGUGUCAAAGGAGGAGCGGCGGGUGGAGGAUAUGCACAGGUCAUUCCUAUGGAGGAGUUUAAUCUCCACCUGACAGGAGACAUCCACGCUAUAACAGCAGCCAAUAAUCUAGUGGCGGCAGCUAUCGAUGCCCGCAUUCUCCAUGAAGCUACUCAAUCAGACAGGGCCCUGUACAGCAGACUAGUGCCAUCUGUUAACGGUGUGAGAUGCUUCUCUCCUAUACAGAUGGCUCGCCUACAGCGUCUUGGAAUAAACAAAACUGACCCCAGUGACCUCACACCAGAAGAGGUCAGGGCGUUUGUCCGUCUUGACCUUGACCCUGAGAAGGUCACAUGGCAGAGAGUUGUUGAUACCAACGACAGAUUUCUGCGCAAGAUCACUGUUGGUCAGGCCAACACAGAAAAAGGCCAUGCUCGCCAGACCCAGUUUGAUAUUGCGGUGGCCAGUGAGAUCAUGGCUAUCCUUGCUCUAACAGAUGGACUGGCUGAUAUGCGAGCAAGGCUGGGACGUAUGGUUGUGGGCAGCAGCAGAAACGGCCAGCCGAUCACUGCAGAUGACUUGGGUGUAACCGGGGCUUUGGCAGUCCUCAUGAAAGAUGCUAUCAAACCCACACUGAUGCAGACACUGGAGGGCACUCCAGUGUUUGUGCAUGCUGGACCUUUCGCCAACAUCGCCCAUGGAAACUCCUCUGUCUUGGCAGACAAGUUGGCUCUUAAACUAGUUGGAGAAGAGGGUUAUGUUGUGACGGAGGCUGGCUUUGGUGCUGACAUUGGCAUGGAGAAGUUCUUCAACAUUAAGUGUCGGACGUCUGGGCUCACACCUGAUGUUGUGGUGCUGGUAGCCACAGUUCGGGCUCUGAAGAUGCAUGGAGGUGGACCAAAUGUUACAGCUGGUGUACCACUGCCUAAAGAAUAUAUCAGUGAGAAUUUGCAGCUGGUUGCAGAUGGCUGUUGUAACCUAAAGAAACAGAUUCAGAUCGCUCAUCUCUUUGGAGUCCCUGUGGUCGUUGCUCUGAAUGUCUUCAAGACUGACACUCAAGCAGAGAUCGACAUGGUGUGUCGCAUCGCAGAGGCUUCUGGGGCUUCAGCUGCUGUGCAGUGUCAUCAUUGGUCCAGAGGUGGACGGGGCUCUGUGGAGCUGGCACAUGCAGUGAAGGAAGUUGCAUCUCAGAAGAACCAUUUCCAGUUCCUCUACAAUCUCCAGGAUCCUAUUGUAGAGAAAAUUCGGACUAUUGCACAGAAGGUUUAUGGUGCUGAUGAUAUUGAGCUUUCACCUGAGGCUCAAGCUAAGAUAGACUACUACAAUCAACAGGGUUUUGGUGCUCUUCCCAUCUGCAUGGCUAAGACCCACCUGUCUCUCUCUCAUAUGCCGGAGAAAAAAGGUGUUCCCACUGGUUUUAUCCUGCCAAUCAGAGACAUUCGUGCCAGCAUCGGGGCAGGGUUUAUCUACCCUUUAGUUGGAACUGUAAGUAAUUAUCCUCAAAAUCUGAUGUAAGAUCAUCUUAUUACA
This is a messenger RNA of Carassius auratus (goldfish), 3026 nucleotides long. RefSeq names its product monofunctional C1-tetrahydrofolate synthase, mitochondrial-like. Bases 132 to 3011 code for a protein of 959 amino acids. Gene Ontology annotation, biological process: tetrahydrofolate interconversion. Gene Ontology annotation, molecular function: formate-tetrahydrofolate ligase activity; ATP binding; methylenetetrahydrofolate dehydrogenase (NADP+) activity. The transcript is spliced from 26 exons. Gene Ontology annotation, cellular component: cytosol. The record is from RefSeq and is a predicted model, not a curated record. Lineage: Eukaryota; Metazoa; Chordata; Actinopteri; Cypriniformes; Cyprinidae.